Molecule: messenger RNA, 2681 nt
Organism: Caenorhabditis sp. 36 PRJEB53466
Lineage: Eukaryota; Metazoa; Nematoda; Chromadorea; Rhabditida; Rhabditidae
Source: the annotation of a GenBank genome assembly
AUGAACCCAUUUCCUAUCACAUUCGAAUCGGCCGUUCGCAUUGUCAACGAGACUUGCGGAACGCGAAACGUGGGCGGACAACCGGAAGCUCAAUUGGAUCGCGAAUCGUUUCUGCAGGCGAUGCGCGACAAAAUCGAAAUAUAUCUGUCUCACGACGAACAAGAAAUACGAUUCGCCAACGACCAAUUCAUGAAAAACGUACGGACGUUUCCGAAGGCCCGUGAGUUUUUGUUUUUGUUUCUUUCUGACCUAGGCACAACUAUAAAUCUACUGAUUUGCAGUCAACAAUCUGAAAAAUGCGGCUGAUAAUGUCCGGACGACUAUCGAGAAGCAUCCGGAACUAGUCGGUGAGUGAUGAAAUAGAAUGUAGUUUAUUCAAAGCUGUAUAUCUCAGCUGGCGGUGGAGAUAUAAAAAAAUUGUCAACUAAUAAAUGGAUCAUGAGGACAUUUUGAACAUUUUAUCAGUUGACCACUUUUUGAUAUCUCUCGAGAAAGCUAAGAUAUAUUGUCUUGAAUGUACAGUAUUGCAAAGUUCAUGUUUCAUUGUUUCACAGAACAACUGGAAAUCGUGAAAGCAACAAAGGAGACGCUGAAAAGACGUGAGUGACAUAAAUACUUGUACUAGUAUUCGAUUUCGAUUUCAGUGGAAGUCAGUUAUCCGCAGUUCGCGCCCACAACUCCACAGGACAUCUCCUGGCUCACAAAAUCGCACAUUUUCACCUACUUUUUUUGCCCCGAGCUGGAGCCAUCAGCAACACGGACUGAGCGAAUUCAUGCGGUACAAAUGCGAAGAAUGUUGGCAGACUUUCGAAACGGAGAUAAUAUCGAGCAGACGUUGUAUCGGGCAAAGAACGACGUGAUCAUCAGGAACGUCUGGAUGAGUAUGAACACUUUUUUGGUUUCUUAAGUGGAAGGCACACAUUUCAGACCAGGGACAACUCCAGAAACUGCUCGAUCACUGUUUGGAACUCUACUCUCCCGAUUUUAUCGAUAUUGUCUGCGCGGACGUGUGUAAGUCGAAUCGAAAGUGUGAUUUCAAGGCACUCUUUCGAUAUUUUGCAGAUUACGCUACCAAAGUUCUUGUAGAAGCUGAAGGAACAAUGGCCGAAAGCGCGGAAAUUAGAAGUGAGUUAUUUUUAUCGUCAAACUUUACAAUAUUGCAAUUCCAGACAUAAUCACAAAGCUCAACGCUUACAAGGUGGAACUCGAGCAGAAGAUUCUUGCAGGUACACAUUUCGCUGUUUUGUUCAUAGAUAUUUGCAGAAAAUGAACGCAUUAUUCAGUGCAAAAUAACGCUCUCGCAAGUGAGGUCACUAUUGAUCUGAACGCCCUUCCGGAAAGAUCCGACCCAGAUGAUCUGCCGUUCGAACCGCCGAGCGACAUGAGUAAGAAUGAACGGAAGUCGGCCGAAUGGUACAUGUGGAGAAUUGUGUUCUACGGUAAUCAUUUUAUUGCUAAAAGAAGUCUGUAACUAAUAAAUUAGUACUGAAACUAUCGGAUAGAGCGACAAACGUUGCAUGGGCGUCAAAGUACGCCCUCAUCUUUAGAUACAUAAAUCUCACGAUCCGAUGAUUAUUUCAAAAAUUGUUCAACAAAAAAUUUGUUGUAAUUUUUAAGCUCUACAUCUUUGUAGUUGAUCAUUUUAUCCGAAAUUCUGUUAUUCUUGAGUUACGGUCAAGUUUCUAAACAGUGUCCACUAGAAGGGCGAGAAAGAAUGAAGAGUAGUACGUUGAGGCCUCAAAUCUGGCCCUAAAAGUAAUUUGGGGCUCCUGUGUAACAUUUUCCGCUCUAUCUUAGGGUAUAAAAAUAUCACACACCAAUUUUUAGUGAUUCUAAAGUGCCGUUUCUUUCAGAAGCAGCCAUCCGAAUAUUCUACGAGCUGCUCGUUUUGAGAAAGGAAACAGUUGUCUUGCAGGACCGUAAGUCUUGAACUUUUACCCAUUUCGCAUCUGCAACUCAUCAAUUCCAGGCCUCGAGCGCACUCAUCUGGAGAAUGAAGUGGAGAGACUGAGAAUGGAGGUCGAAAUGGAAACGGCCAAAGAGGAACUGGACCACUAUGAACGUGUUCUGGAAUGCAGAAAGAAUGGAGAAGAAGCGCCGCCGAAGAGAGCGCCGGUGUACGCGGAUAACUAUCAAUGGAAGCUCUCAGCCGUUGGAGGUUUCAAACUUUAGCUUCAAUUGGAAUCAAACUUUUUACAGAAGCCCUGUCGAAGAUACGUCAACGAGAAGUUUAUUUGAAUGAGAUACUCGAGUUGGUGAUUCGAGAAAUGGACGCGGCCGGAUAUGGCAUAUGCAUCGGAAACACCACUAUCAAAAGUGUUUUGGUGCAAAAGUUCACCGAACUCGGUGAGUCCUGCUCUCAAUGUUUCAGUGGUAAUUUGUAAUUCGUUCAGUACACCUCUACUACUUCGUGAAAGACAUGCAAGUUUCCCCGAUCCCAGGCGUUGGCGAAGCGCGUAAGUUUGACAGACGGAAGAGAAUUAAAGAAAUGGGAAGACAUUUUCAGUAAGUUCAAUUAUUCGGCCAUUCGGAACACGACCAACGUAUGACUAUUGUGAGUUUGUUGAGGAAGAGGUUGAGAGAAAUGUACUGUCUUUUCAGGUAAAAUAAAGAAAAAAGAGUAUUGGGACCAACUCGACACGGUUUUGGAGCAAAUCGAUCGGCUGGACGCAAUGGAAUAA